Mesocestoides corti is the source of this 1002-nucleotide messenger RNA. Lineage: Eukaryota; Metazoa; Platyhelminthes; Cestoda; Cyclophyllidea; Mesocestoididae. The record is from the annotation of a GenBank genome assembly.
AUGAAUGCGGAAAUGAUGAUCAUCACAAUGCAUUUUCUAAUCUACUCGAUAGCAGUAGCCGCGUUGUCUGUUGUAGGACAGCUAGAGACCAAGUGUUUUUGUGGCUACCGUCAGUCUGGGGCGGUCAUAACUUUUCGUUGCGCCUCAGACAAAAAGAAUUUGCCAAAAUCUGUGUUUCACCCUGUCUUAUGUGUCCGUCUGGGGGACAGUGUUCGAAUUGGAGAUUCUAGCGGCUUGGAAGCUAUCCGCCGAGAGACAGGAUUACUUGGGAUGGUAAUUGAACCCUAUGGUCUGAGCCAAUUGCAAGUUGGUGGUCAGGUAGUUAAGCUUCAGCUGAAUCUUCCACUCCAAACAAAACUGAUUGACGCCCUCGCCCUUGCUGGUCUCCCGAAUUUGAAAACUCUCCACGCCUGGAGGGCCCCGCUAGCUCUUGAGGCAUGCAGCCUCCUUGGACUGCCUAUGUUGGAGAAUCUAGUGCUAAGCUGUGCUUCCACGUUCGACCACUUCCUCACCUUUGGACCUUCGUUUAAAAGCAUUCGACUGAUUGGGUGCCUGGGGAGACCAAUCCAGUUCAUUUGCAGUCAAUGUACUCAGCGAGAGAAUAUGAGUGUGCUACGAGUGCUUCCUGGUCCACCAUCUCAAGGUGGAAUCGUGAGUUAUGAAAGUUUCAUCAACCCUCCCCAGUCAAACAACUCGAUCAUAAUGGGUAAGUGUGAGCCGGGAGUCUGUUCGGAUGAUCAUAUUUGUCGCUAUAAUUACCCCCUCAAACUAGCCCGAAAACUCCAGGUGUCGUCAAGUGCCGGUGCUUCUGAAGGUGGACAAUCGAUGGUUUCGGUUUUCGUGCCCAUCCUUUCCAUAGUCUUGGUUCUUUUCAUUGCCUUGUGUUUGUUCACAUCCCUGCGAAUUUCCCGAACAAAGAGGAUGAAGACAUUGGCCUACUCUGAUCCACUUAAGGCCCAAGCCAGUCUUGAGGCGAACGCUUUUCUACCGGAUCAAAAUUAG